UUGUGCCCUGAGGAUCCAACCCCUCAACCUUGGUGUAUCGGGACGGGACGAUGCUCCAACCACCUGAGCUACCUGGCCAGGGCAGGAUAUCUGCAGCUUCAGCUAUCUGACUUCAUGUGAAAGAUGGCUAAUGCGGAAGUGAGUGUCCCAGUGGGGGAUGUGGUUGUGGUACCCACUGAAGGAAAUGAAGGGGAGAACCCUGAAGACACUAAAACCCAAGUGAUAUUGCAGUUACAGCCUGUGCAACAAGGUUUGUUUAUCGAUGGACACUUUUACAACAGGAUUUAUGAAGCCGGGUCUGAGAACAAUACGGCAGUUGUGGCAGUAGAAACUCACACAAUACACAAAAUUGAAGAAGGGAUUGAUACAAGUACUAUAGAAGCAAAUGAGGACAUGGAAAUUGCCUACCCCAUAACUUGUGGGGAGAGCAAAGCCAUUCUUCUGUGGAAGAAGUUUGUAUGUCCUGGAAUAAAUGUGAAGUGUGUCAAGUUCAAUGAUCAGUUGAUCAGCCCCAAGCAUUUUGUUCAUCUGGCUGGCAAGUCCACCCUAAAGGACUGGAAGAGAGCCAUUCGUUUGGGUGGAAUUAUGCUCAGGAAAAUGAUGGACUCUGGACAGAUUGAUUUUUACCAACAUGACAAAGUUUGCUCCAAUACCUGCAGAAGCACCAAAUUUGAUCUCCUUAUCAGCAGUGCAAGAGCUCCAGUGCCAGGACAGCAGACAAGUGUGGUGCAGACACCCACUCCGGCCGAUGGUAACAUCACACAGAUUGCUAUCUCAGAAGAGAGCAUGGAAGAAGCAGGGCUGGAAUGGAACUCAGCUCUCACUGCUGCUGUCACCAUGGCCACAGAGGAGGGAGUGAAGAAAGACUCAGAGGAAAUUUCAGAGGACACUUUGAUGUUCUGGAAAGGAAUAGCUGAUGUAGGCCUGAUGGAAGAGGUUGUAUGCAACAUACAGAAGGAAAUAGAGGAACUACUCAGGGGGGUUCAGCAGCGGCUCAUCCAGGCUCCCUUCCAGGUCACAGAUGCCGCUGUUCUCAACAAUGUGGCACAUACGUUUGGCCUAAUGGACACAGUUAAGAAGGUUUUGGACAACAGAAGGAACCAAAUAGAGCAGGGAGAAGAGCAGUUUCUCUAUACUCUGACAGACUUGGAACGCCAGUUGGAAGAGCAGAAGAAGCAAGCUCAGGAUCACAGGCUGAAAUCCCAGACGGUUCAAAAUGUGGUAUUGAUGCCUGUGAGCACUCCUAAGCCUCCAAAAAGGCCUCGGCUCCAGCGGCCAGCCUCCACCACUGUCCUGAGCCCUUCUCCUCCUGUCCAGCAGCCUCAGUUCACAGUCAUCUCACCUAUCACCAUCACCCCAGUGGGUCAGUCGUUUUCCAUGGGCAAUAUUCCAGUGGCUACCCUCAGCCAGGGCUCCAGUCCUGUGACUGUCCACACACUGCCUUCUGGCCCUCAGCUCUUCCGCUAUGCCACAGUGGUCUCCUCUGCCAAGAGCAGCUCACCAGACACAGUGACCAUUCACCCUUCAUCCAGCUUGACGCUACUAAGCUCUACUGCCAUGCAGGAUGGGAGUACCCUGGGCAAUAUGACCACCAUGGUGAGCCCUGUGGAGUUGGUGGCCAUGGAGUCUGGCCUGACCUCGGCAAUACAGGCUGUUGAAAGCACCUCAGAGGAUGGGCAGACCAUCAUUGAGAUUGACCCAGCCCCAGAUCCAGAGGCUGAGGAUACUGAGGGCAAAGCAGUCAUUUUGGAGACAGAGCUGAGGACUGAGGAGAAAGUUGUGGCUGAGAUGGAAGAACAUCAGCAUCAAGUCCACAAUGUGGAAAUUGUGGUCUUAGAGGAUUAACUGGGGAUAUCGGGGCCAGGAGACAUGUUUUGGUUUUAAAUUGUAAUUAUUUGUUUACUUUUAUCAUUGUCCCACUCAUUUCCACAUAGGAUCCUUUUUAAAAAAACAAAACAAAACAAUAUCUGGUUGCUCUAACUGAAAAUGUUGGGUACCUUCCACCCCCUCAUUGAAAAAAUGGACAAAAAACAAGCUGCCCUUCCAGAAGUUGAGAGUAGGUCACGCAAUGUCCUCAUCCUCUUACACCAAGAAAGUUAUUUCUUUCAGGGGAGGCAUCAAGAUAACCAGAAACCCCAUCCUGAAAGCCCUUUCCAGGCUAGCCUACCUGUGUAUGCAUGUGGUUUUAUUCCUGUAAAGAUGCAUUGACCAAACUCUGGAACACAGACCUGAUACUGGAAGGCAACCCACUCACACAUGGAUGCAGAAGGAUAGUUCAUUUUGUAUCCUGGAUUGGGCCCUCAGAGGCCAGUGCAAAACUCUGAAACAAAAGGAAGUUGAACUCUGCUUGAAGGGGAACUCUGUUGCUUGGAGCAGCAGCUUAAAAAGGGAAGUGCUUUGGCCAGGAUGGGGCAAAGAAAUUAUCUUAUUUCCCGAAGUGCAACUGAUACCUCUUGAUAUCUCUGAGGGUUACCACUAUGGGUGCUAAUUCGAGGAGAGGCCACUGAUAAGUGGAAGGGUACAGUGCCAUGGAGCAAGUAGCAUCAGGAGAAAUAGAAAUCCAGGGAUGUCACAGCUGUGCUUUGGGAUUCAAGCCCACCUUGCCCCUAACUUUGUCAAAGCACUUACCUUUCUAAACUAGGAUGAGUCCGUUCAUUUGUAAACUGUGUGAUACGGUGUAAGUUGCUCUUGGUCUAUGGCUGUUGUGGUGGUUGGGCCUCCAAGACCAUUAUUUUUAUUGCAUGACUCCAGGAGCAGGGGAGUUCCUUAUCCAGACCAGCUGCCCUUUUUGGUGGGGCCCUUUUUUGGCUUUGGAACCAAAAGCAGCCACUCAUUUGGUGCUUCCUCUUGUUCUACCCUCCAUCCCUCACUCUUAAUGGCAUCUGUCUCCUGGAUCCCAUACUUUUCAGCUUUUUGGCUGAUUUGGAGAACAGUGACAGUUGCCUGCCUUCAUCCCCUUUUAGAUUCAUUUAUACCACAGAUAUUUCUGUGAUAUUGAACUCAUAAAAAAACUUUAGUUGGCAGGAAGACUAAAUACCCCCAGCCUAUCCUGAGGUCGAGGGGAUGUCUCCUCCUGAGCGAGCUGGACUCCCUGGGAAAGAAGCAUUGUCUGCAACAUUAUAUUAUAGGAAAUGUACCAGGAAUGUCAACAAUAAUGUCUUUGGAGUAGGGGGGUGUAUCUUAUUUUCUUUCUUUUUUUUAAUGUUGUUUGUAUAUUUAGAGCUGGGCCAUUUUCUGUGCUGUGAUUCCUUUUUUACCAUCUUCAGUGUUUGGGGCAAGAGUGGACCCUGGUUUUUAUUUCUUUUGGUUGCAUUGUUUACUGCACUAGGAAAAAUACAGGGGAACCACAGACAGUUUAAAAGAAAAAUAGGUCAAAAAGAAAGCACACA
Messenger RNA from Pteronotus mesoamericanus, 3389 nucleotides. It is a transcript of the gene GMEB1, whose product is annotated as glucocorticoid modulatory element binding protein 1. Gene Ontology annotation, cellular component: nucleus. The record is from RefSeq and is a predicted model, not a curated record. The transcript has 10 exons. Gene Ontology annotation, molecular function: RNA polymerase II cis-regulatory region sequence-specific DNA binding. NCBI's taxonomy places the organism in Eukaryota, Metazoa, Chordata, Mammalia, Chiroptera, Mormoopidae. The coding region runs from base 124 to 1845 and encodes 573 amino acids. Gene Ontology annotation, biological process: regulation of transcription by RNA polymerase II.